AUGGUGGAGAUGGUCAUGGAGGAGAGCUCCGUUUGCCAAGCGAUCGACCUUGCCACACCAAGGAAUUCCAAAAGAAAGAAGGCAUCAAGCGGACUGCCAUCCAAUUCCCUGCUCUUUAUUACGCCCAAAGAGCACUUUGACAAGUUUCCUUUAGGGGGAAACACAAGUGACCUUCAGCGGUCAACGCAGGGGACGCGGCAGCUAUAUAAAAAGGGCGGCGCUUGCUAUCUUUACCAACAGGUAGGCUUGGUGCUGGUGGCAGGCGUGGUCGCCCUCGUUUCAGGCGAAAUCAGUCACCAUGUUAAGAGCUCUCUGCACCACACACUAGAUCACCAUGCGGCUCCAAAACAUCAUGUAGCCCCUGUACACCAUGCUGUCCCAGUGCACCAUGCUGCCCCUGUACAUCAUGCUGCCUCUGAGCACCAUGCUGCCCCUGUACAUCAUGCUGCCUCUGUGCACCAUGCUGCCCCUGUACAUCAUGCUGCCCCUGUACAUCACGGAAAGGGAUAUGCUCCUGCUUACCCUGAUACGCCUCCACACUACGCCUUCGAGCACGCUGUCAACGACGACUACGCCGGCACCCACUUCGGCCACUCGGAGGCUCGCGACGGCUACAAGACGGAGGGCAAGUACUUCGUGCACCUCCCCGACGGCCGCGUCCAGACCGUCACUUACUACGCCGACGAGACUGGCUACCACCCCACCGUCUCGUACGAGGGGACGGCCCACUACGACGCCCACGCAGCCGUCCCUCACCACGCCCCUGCCAAGGCUUACCACGCCCCUGAACCAGUAUAUCACGCCCCUGAGCCAGCAUAUCACGCACCUGAGCCAGUAUAUCACGCCCCUGAGCCAGCAUAUCACGCACCUGAGCCAGUAUAUCACGCCCCUGAACCAGCAUAUCACGCCCCAGUUCUACCCACUUACCAUGCCUAAGCUAAAGAAAUAUUCUUUGUGUAUGAAAAGUUCAAUGAACAUUGUCAAUAUUUAAAAGAUUUUUGUAUAAUAAAAUGAAACUGAUGAAA
Molecule: messenger RNA, 1025 nt
Organism: Penaeus chinensis
Lineage: Eukaryota; Metazoa; Arthropoda; Malacostraca; Decapoda; Penaeidae
Product: histidine-rich protein PFHRP-II-like
Exons: 4
Coding region: 1-936 (311 amino acids)
Cellular component (GO): extracellular matrix
Source: RefSeq, a predicted model, not a curated record